Suillus paluster is the source of this 1515-nucleotide messenger RNA. RefSeq names its product Six-hairpin glycosidase-like protein. The transcript has 18 exons. The record is from RefSeq and is a predicted model, not a curated record. Gene Ontology annotation, biological process: carbohydrate metabolic process. NCBI's taxonomy places the organism in Eukaryota, Fungi, Basidiomycota, Agaricomycetes, Boletales, Suillaceae. The coding region runs from base 1 to 1515 and encodes 504 amino acids.
AUGAAGUUAGGACUUGGAGUUGGUAUUGCUAUGUCCCUAGCUGCUACCGCCCAGGCGGGCUGUCCAGACUACACCACCUAUGCACAGCAGAGUCCUCAAGGAAAUCCCUCCACUGGUCCUCUGGGGUUACCUUACAUGCGGCCCGACCCCGCUUGCAGGACAUUUACCAGCACAUCGGUGGAGAAAGUUAUUCUGGACAUGAAGUCGCGUCUUAAAGACCCUGACAUCGCGCGCCUCUUUGAGAAUACUUUCCCGAAUACCCUCGCAGAUACUACUGUGAAAUAUUACGAUGAGGCGGAGAAUUUAGCAUUUAUCAUCACUGGAGAUAUCACUGCGCAGUGGUUGCGUGAUACUGGCAAUCAGUUUGCUCAUUACAACGCCCUUCUCUCAAGUGAUGCUGAGCUCGCCAAUCUGGUCAAGGCUGUGAUCAAUAACGAGGCUCGCUAUGUUUCACAGUACCCUUACUGUGGUGCCUUCCAACCUCCCCCCGAAAGUGGUUUGGGACCCUCCGUCAAUAAUUGGGCUCUAAACGUUCUUGUUAACCCUCCUGUGAAUAAUCAAACUGUGUUUGAGUGCAAGUAUGAAAUCGACUCGCUAUGCGGCUUCAUCAAGCUUUCCUACUCUUACUAUGAAGCAACAAAGGACGCAUCCAUGAUGAAUGCAGAAUGGCUCGCCGCAAUUGACCAGAUUUUCCAUGUCAUUAACGAGCAGUCUCAAGCUUCUUUUGAUGCUGAUUGGAACUUCGUCUCUUACUACAACUGGACGGGCCUUCCUGGUUCCCUUGCUGGUUCAGUAAAUAAUGGCGGAAAUGGUGAGCCCAAGGGAUAUACUGGUAUGGUUGGCACGCACCAUAGACCUUCCGAUGACUUGAGCACAUUUGCUUUCCUUACGCCAGCUAAUGCUAUGCUGAGCGUUCAGCUAACCAAUCUGGCUACUAUUUUGGAUGACGCCAAUGUGGCCCCUGAUGUUAGCGCUCGGGCGAUGCAAUGGAGCAAUACAAUAGAACAGGCCAUCUGGGAAUACGCUGUUGUUGAUGACAUCUUUGCAUACGAGACUAAUGGAUUGGGUUCACGUUAUGUGAUGGAUGAUGCGAACGUUCCGUCUCUCCUGUCGCUACCCUACCUUGGUUUCCUCGACAUGAAUCACCCCGCUUACGUGAAGACCAAGAAGAUGCUCCUGUCCCGCGGAAACCCUUACUAUGCGAAAGGUAGAAAUUUCAGUGGCAUUGGUGGACCUCACAUAGAUGUCUGGAACACUUGGCCCAUGUCUCAGGUCACCAACAUCUUUGGAACUAAUGAUGACGAGGAGAUUUUGACCUCAUUGUACACUAUUGUUAAUAACACUGGUGGCCUUGGUUUGAUCCACGAGUCGAUCAACAUCUACAACUCCUCAGACUAUACUCGUCCCUGGUUCGCGUGGGCUAAUAGUUAUUUCUCUGAGAUGCUUCUGGACCUUGCACAGAGGAAGCCCCAUCUGAUCUUUACGGAUAAUGAGCCGUAUACACCUGGACAGUAA